Anopheles coustani is the source of this 1404-nucleotide messenger RNA. RefSeq lists its product as uncharacterized. The record is from RefSeq and is a predicted model, not a curated record. Lineage: Eukaryota; Metazoa; Arthropoda; Insecta; Diptera; Culicidae. The transcript is spliced from 4 exons. Gene Ontology annotation, cellular component: transcription regulator complex; nucleus. Gene Ontology annotation, biological process: regulation of transcription by RNA polymerase II.
AUGGCGGGUUGGGAUCCUUCUCUCUGGGAUCGCACCGAUCCCAACUACAAAAAUACUGCCCGAAGAAAUGAUGACUGGGAUAACAUUUCAAACGAAUUCGGUGUCGAAGUUUAUAAGCUGAAAGAUAAAUGGACGUCUUUACAAUCGACGUACAGAAAAACUCGGUCAUCAUACAAGCAAAGUUGGUGACUGGUUCCGGAUCUGACGAAGUUACCCAGCUCAACAUGGUGUGCGUACCAUGCCAUGGAAUUUUUAAACGCAGCCUCGGAAUGUGGCAAAACGAUUGACACAAUUCAACAUCAUGAAAAUGUGGAAUGCAUCGAAAUCGAGGUAUUGGAGGAAAGUUCGAUGCCACAUACGGGUUGUCCAACACCGCCUCCAGGACCAUCACGUUCCUCGACUCCACUAUCUCAAGGACCAUCACGUACGUCGACUCCACCACCUCCAGGAUCAUCUCGUACGUCUACUCCACCACCUCCCAGAACUCCACCGAACCAGACCAUCGCAAAAAGAAAAAGACGAUGGCAAGAGGCUACCAUAAGCUAUAAUGAAGAAGUAAUGGACACUUUACGAACAGUAGGAUCUGCCACAAUUGAGCUAAUCAACCAUCUUACACUGAAGGCUGGGCCACCGAACCAACCAAUCGCGAUAGAGACAAAGCUCGGGUGGAUCGUGUUCGGGAAAGAAGGAGAGGAGAUGUCAAGUUCACGCGCGGCUCCUGAACAACUGAUGAUAAUUAAGGAGGUAGAGGACGCAAUGAUAAAUAAGUACACCUCAACGGCGGACCUAGUUGUGAAGGAGGCAGUAGAAAAAAUCACAGCCGAAGAGAAGGAGAAUCCGGCAGCAACAAAGAUUUCGGACAAUGAAAGCUUGUCAAUCGGUGGACCUUCUUUCCUGACAAGCGAUGAAGCGGACUGGCCCAAGAAGAGAACGGAUCUCAUCACCGAGGAAGAGAUCGUAAACUGCCAUUCCGAACAGGAUGUGCUUAUAGACGUCGAUCGUUAUUCAGACUGGAUGCGACUGGUACGUCACCUGAUAUUCUUGCGGAAGUUUACUGAAUAUCUUAAAAAUAAGGCCGCAUUCAAAUCCACCGUCAAGAUGUCGGACGUAGAAGCCGUGAAGAACUAUCUCUUCAAAAGGGCUCAACGUGAGGGCUUCCCGGAUGAAAUGGAGCGAUUAGAAGAGAAUGAAGCAAUAAAGCCGAAGAGCGCAAUCAAAACGUUAACACCGUACCUGGACGAAAACGGUGUUAUGCGUUGCAAUAGCAGAUUAAAAAAUGUGGAGUGCUUGCCGUCAUCUGCCAGGAUGCUGAUAAUCCUGCCACAAAAGAACCGCAUCACCAAGCUAAUCGUCCGGGACUGCGAUAAGAGAAGUGCUUGCAUCAAGCCGACAACGUGGUUGUGA